Molecule: messenger RNA, 1134 nt
Organism: Effrenium voratum
Lineage: Eukaryota; Dinophyceae; Suessiales; Symbiodiniaceae
Source: the annotation of a GenBank genome assembly
GGCUCUCAGCUCUCUGCCUGUUCAGUUAAGCGAGUAGCCGCGCCAUGGGUCAGAAGUGCUGCACAGACCGCAAGGAUGCGGGCAGCAGCGGCGGCGGCAGCAAGGACAAGCAGCCGGACUUGAGCUCACGCAAGUCAGUGGCAGGUGGCGGAUAUGACAACAAGAAGAGGGCCAUCUCCAUUGGGUAUCAUUCCAAAGGUGAUGAUUCUGAGAAGUUUGACAAGGCUUUUGAAACCAACGACUUGAAAGCCUUCGUCGAAUUGCUGGCUUCGCAGCAGGCCAUCGAGUCGUUCGAUGAGAGGAUGCACCCUUGGGCAGAGGAUCCAAAGACCGUGGGUGCACUUGCAGGAACGCAGCUUGCCAUCUUGGCGUCAGCUGCGGAGCAGGCGGAGGGGAACAAGCAGAUCAAGGAUGACAUCCGGAAGGCGGGGGCUAUCCCUCCACUCGUGGACUUCCUGAAGUCAGAUCAAAACGAUCGCGUGCAGACUGCCGUGGUGGCGCUCAGCUUCCUCACCGCCGACUGCCGUGACAACGUCGUAGCUGCCUACGAGGCAGGGGCCCUCGAGUUGAUGCUGAAGCUCGUGGACUCGAAGGUUGCCGGCGAACGCGCAGCUGCGGCCACAACUCUACGCAACAUUUGCAUGGAGGACGAUGUGUAUCGGAAGAAGUUUGUGGAGCUUGGAGGCAUUCAGGCAUUGGUGAACCAGCUGGACACCACCCCAGAUCCCUCCUUGAACCAUGCAGACGUGCAGCUGGAGGCAGUCCUCAACCUUCAGGAUAUGGUGGAGACAGAGGAUGGACAGACCAUCGAAGAGUAUGCGAAGCUGGCGGUGAAGGCGGGUGCCAUCCCCAAGUUGCAGGAGCUGGAGAAGUCUGAAGACAAAGAAGUUGUGACAUCCGCGCAGGAGGUGCUUGAAGCGCUUCAAGCCUAUGCAUAAGUUCCAUCUUGAGUGAAGCCUGCCACAAGCUGUCUUGCUUUUUUUUUGCUGGCGAAAGGGAGGUGUAUACGCACCUUUUGCUUUGGCAUCAAAGCCAAAGCCUUGUGAAUGAGCUCCACCAGACCAUGACAAGGGUGGUUUGCCAUCUCAAUUCCAUUGGCAUUGCCUGCUAUGGAGGUGGGUGUGUGCACGCUCA